CUCUCCCAGAACCAUCAGUUGUAUAAUGUUGUUUCCGGGCGGACGGUUAUAGUUACCGGACUGGUUGGCAGCAGGUAGCGGUAGGCAGAGUUGUGAAAAAUGGCCCUAUCUGAGGACAUGGAUGCCUACCUUCUGAAGCUACCUUGGAAGUCACUACAAAUUGGAAACUGCAGUUUCUUUGGUAAAGUUUGUUUCACAGAUGCUGGUUACUGCUUGCUCCUGUCUGACCUCAGCAGUAUGUGGUGUGAGGAAGCGGCAUCUGAUGUCAUACAGGAACGGUCCAAAGAGUUAAAUAAACGCCUGAAAGCUCCAGUCUCCUCUUUCCUCACCCACCUGUCCAAGCUGAUUCUACCAUUGCUGGAUUCUACAGAGAGUGACCCCGACCGAUUCUCCUAUCACAGGACAGAGGGGACCCUAAUGCUGCAUGUGAAGAGUCAGCUCUCUGGACUUCCAUUUUACUGGGACUUUCACUGUAAAGAGGCUAGCAUCAGCAUGGCAUGCCGCCACCUCCUACGACCUCUGCUUUCCAUGACUAAGGCUCUGGAGCAUCAGUGUCAGCAGCUGGGUGCUCUAUUGGGGAGAAAGGACGCAGAAAUUCAGGAUUACCAGGACAGUGGAGCAGUGCUGACUCGGAGUCGCUUGAGAACAGACCCUUAUGAUGAAGAGUCAUUCCAGCAAACGUUUUUGGCCGAGAAUAUCCAGGAUCUGUGCUCCUCAGGGAAUGUACCGAGGUUCAGUGACCAGCUGCAGCAGUUAUACGGAGCAGUGAUCAAAGCUGGUGGUGGAAGCGAGCAGGCCAAACCUCUGCAUAAACCACGGUCUGUGGAUGAGAACAGUGGCUGUGUAGAAGUGAAGGAAGCUUCAAGUGCUCAAGAAGAUGGUGACAAUGGACAAGGACAGAAGUUGACCCAGGUGCCUGCAGUUGCUGAUCUUACGUUGACACAGUGCCCCCCAGUUACAGUGUCCAAAGCCAAGAAAAGGAAAGCAAAGGGUCUCUUCACAUGAUAGCCCUGCAGUCACCUGGAAAGACAUGGGAAAACCAAUGUAUUACCUCAGUGGGCUUACUUUAUAUUCACCUGAUCAUUCUGUAUUAAUUUUGCUGUCAGCUUGACUCACUGCAGACGUUUGGUUUCCAUUGAAUAAAUCGUAGCCUCCUAGUGGUCAAAAGAA
Pseudophryne corroboree (corroboree frog) is the source of this 1170-nucleotide messenger RNA. RefSeq names its product non-homologous end joining factor 1 (gene NHEJ1). The transcript is spliced from 8 exons. Bases 100 to 1005 code for a protein of 301 amino acids. The record is from RefSeq and is a predicted model, not a curated record. Gene Ontology annotation, molecular function: DNA end binding. Gene Ontology annotation, cellular component: DNA ligase IV complex; nucleus. NCBI's taxonomy places the organism in Eukaryota, Metazoa, Chordata, Amphibia, Anura, Myobatrachidae. Gene Ontology annotation, biological process: double-strand break repair via nonhomologous end joining.